Messenger RNA from Trametes versicolor FP-101664 SS1, 2072 nucleotides. Its product is annotated as polymerase. Gene Ontology annotation, cellular component: nucleus. Gene Ontology annotation, molecular function: RNA binding; poly(A) RNA polymerase activity. Bases 7 to 1830 code for a protein of 607 amino acids. NCBI's taxonomy places the organism in Eukaryota, Fungi, Basidiomycota, Agaricomycetes, Polyporales, Polyporaceae. The transcript has 14 exons. The record is from RefSeq and is a predicted model, not a curated record.
CGUUCAAUGGCGUCAGGAACUGGAUAUCUCGGCGUGACACCGCCCAUCUCUACCAAUGAAUCGAGCAUCCGGGAGAAGGAAGUGACGACUACCCUCAUGGGUGAGCUCCAACGCCAAGGAAUCUUUGAGAGUGAGGAGGAAGCGAAGACGAGGGAGAUCGUACUCGGUCGUCUAGCUGCUUUGAUCAAGAAGUUUGUACGACAAGUAUCCUUAUCCCGCGGUCUUUCAGAGGCAGCAGCAAACGCCGCAGGAGGCAAAAUCUACACCUUCGGUUCAUACAGGCUCGGCGUACACGGCCCGGGCGCUGACAUAGAUACUCUUUGUGUCGCUCCGCGACAUGUCACUCGGGACGACUUCUUCAAUGUAUUAGAGGGAAUGUUGCGCGAGAUGGAGGGCGUAACGGAAGUCUCGGGCGUCCCCGAGGCAUAUGUACCCAUUAUUUCGACAGAGAUUUCUGGUAUCCCUAUCGAUCUGCUAUUCGCUCAGCUUGAUCUGCCUAUAAUUCCUGAGGACCUGGACCUUCAAGACGACAACCUUUUGAGAAACCUCGACGAGAAGUCGAUCCGCAGUCUCAACGGUUCUCGCGUGAUCAACGAGAUUCUGCGGCUUGUUCCCAACGUCGACGUCUUCCGGACGGCGUUGCGAUGCAUCAAGCUGUGGGCGCAGAAACGAGCCGUGUACUCCAAUGUCAACGGCUUUCUCGGUGGCGUCGCCUGGGCAAUGCUCGUUGCCCGUGUCUGCCAGCUGUAUCCUAAUGCCGUUGCUGGUGCUAUCGUCAGCCGGUUCUUCGUCAUCAUGCAUAAGUGGUCGUGGCCGCAGCCUGUACUCCUCAAACCUAUCGAAGACGGCCCACUGCAAGUGCGCGUAUGGAAUCCCAAGGUGUAUUCCCAGGACAGAUCUCACCGGAUGCCUAUCAUCACGCCGGCUUACCCAUCUAUGUGUGCCACCCACAAUGUAAUGCAAUCUACGCAGCAAAUCAUGAAGGAGGAAUUCCAGAGAGGUUGCGCCAUCGUGGAUGAUGUCAUGCUCGGGAAAGCAGAAUGGUCCGCGCUCUUUGUGAAGCAUGACUUCUUCCAGAGAUAUCGGUUCUAUCUUCAAGUCGUUGCGGCGUCGCGUGAUCUUGAAAUGCAGAACAAAUGGUCCGGCACAGUGGCGUCUAAGAUUCGGCAGUUGGUAAUGAGGCUUGAGUACGUCGACGCCCUGAAGUUGGCGCACCCUUUCAUCAAGGGAUUCGAUGUCGUCUACUACUGCCUCUCCGAGGAGGAAGCGCAGGUCGUAACCCGUGGUGAAAUUCCUCCAGCCGUUGCGCAGCGCAAGAAGGAAGACGUGGCCGACAAGGAGGGUGUAAUCACCGUGCACACCACAUCAUUCUUCAUUGGCCUGUCCAUCAAGCCCAAGGAAGCGGGUUCGACGGGCCCUCGCAGACUCGACAUCUCGUAUCCGACAACGGAGUUCGUCAAGAUGACUAAGAUGUGGGAGAAGUACGACGAAUCUGCAAUGCACAUAGCGGUUCGGCACAUCAAGCACACGGUGCUCCCCGACUUCGUGUUCGAGCCUGGUGAGCGGGAGGCGGCGUCCCGUCCAACCAAACGCAGCCGGAGUAUCAAGGACUCGCCGGCCCCGGCUACGAAGAGGUCGAGAACGGACCUCGGAGUCGAUAUGCAAUCUCGUCCAACCUCUUCGGCGUCGUCUACACGCCUCCCAGCGUCUUCAUCUCAGGUGCUACAGACCAAUUCCGCAGACGCAGGUUCCAACAUGUUAGACGAUUUGCCCCACACGUCUGCGACCUCGCAAACGCCAGAUCCCUUGACCGUCGCCGCAAGCGCGUGACGAGCUCAUGUCUCCCGUAUCUCAGGUACCGUUGGUUAUUACGCCGGACAUCUUCUGCUUCAUGUGCCACCAGCUCAUCUCCUGCAGUCCGUCUACCUUAUUCACUCGCACACACUCACCUAGCCAUACGUACGCUUCUUCCACUUCCGAGGUAUCUGCUGGGUCAGGGCGAUCAUUUGGGUUCUCAAGUUACAUUAGUUCCAGUCUAGUAUUGUCUUUACACACGACCCCUGUAUUUUAGC